UUGAUCAUCACCUUAAACGAUUGUUUGAAGAAUUAUUGCAAAAGACAGCAAAUCCAAAUAACAUAUUGAGAGCUCUAGAAGUCAACAAUGUGUGUGAACAGCAAGAUGCAGCAGAAUACUUUGAAAGGAUCUUAAGAAAGACCAGUGAAAAUGCAUCAAAGAUCUUUCAUGGACAGCUGAGUCACAGGACCACUUGUUUAAAAUGUCAGACAGUGACUGACAGUGAAGGUCCGUUCUGGCAUCUUCCUCUUGAACUGGAAGAUUCACCUGGUAGAAACUACAGCGUGGAGAACGGCAUCAAAAGGUUUUUCACACCGACUAAAUUCAAUGGAGAUAACCAAAUGUACUGUGAUGAGUGUGAUGCUAAAGUUGAUGCUACCAGAAAAUAUGUAAUAACUGAUCAUCCAGAUGUUUUGCUUCUGAUGCUGAAGAGGUUUGACUUCAGCUAUCAGUGGAUGUCAUACAUCAAAAUCCACUGUAAGGCUGAUGUUCCUCACACCAUCAGGAUACCAGAGAAUCAGACAUAUGAGCUUUAUGCAGUUGUGGAGCAUUCUGGUGAUUUAAGAGGAGGACAUUAUCAGGCAGUGAUCAAGUCCAAGGAUGAAGGAGAUGAAUGGUUCGUCUUUGAUGACAGAUUUGUCAUGAAGCUUAGCAAAAGUCCUUUCCCUGACAAUAUGGACGUUGUACCGUAAGUGUUAAAGAGAGAUGACUGUUGUUUUUAUUAUACUGCACAAAAGAUCAAAUCACAAAUUUUCACCUUUUACCAUUUACCUG
Messenger RNA from Xiphophorus couchianus (Monterrey platyfish), 774 nucleotides. Its product is annotated as ubiquitin carboxyl-terminal hydrolase 47. The transcript is spliced from 7 exons. Gene Ontology annotation, cellular component: cytosol; nucleus. Gene Ontology annotation, molecular function: cysteine-type deubiquitinase activity. The record is from RefSeq and is a predicted model, not a curated record. The coding region runs from base 342 to 692 and encodes 116 amino acids. Gene Ontology annotation, biological process: protein deubiquitination. Lineage: Eukaryota; Metazoa; Chordata; Actinopteri; Cyprinodontiformes; Poeciliidae.